CUGGACAGCUCCCUGCCUCCCCUCCCCUCUCUUUUCUCUCCCCAACCUUCCUCUCAUUCUGUCAGACCUAUCACAAGGUUCUCGUCUUUCUGUGCUUGAAGCAGUCAUUAGCUGCCUUGUCUGCAGAGAUAAUGAAGCUUUUGGGGCAUAAAAUAGAGCUGUGGGCAGGUUUGCUACUGCCAGAGGUUACUUUAUCUGGGAUGAGUGAGCUGAGAUUUCCCGAAGAGAAACCUCUGCUCAGAGGGCAGGACACAGAGAUGGAGUCUGCUGACACCUUUCUGUCUGCCGGAGACACUGACUGGAAGGAACAUGAUAUUGAAACUCCCUAUGGGAUGUUACAUGUGGUUAUCAGAGGGACUCCGAAGGGCAACCGUCCUGCUAUCCUCACAUACCACGAUGUGGGAUUAAACCACAAGCUUUGCUUUAACACAUUCUUCAACUACGAGGACAUGCAGGAGAUCACAAAGCACUUUGUGGUUUGCCAUGUAGAUGCCCCAGGACAGCAGGUUGGGGCUUCUCAGUUUCCACAAGGAUAUCAGUAUCCCACUAUGGAGCAUCUGGCAGCCAUGUUACCCAGUGUCCUGCAGCAUUUUGGGUUUCAGAGUGUUAUUGGAAUUGGGGUUGGAGCUGGAGCCUACGUCCUUGCAAAAUUUGCAUUAAUUUUCCAAGAGUUGGUGGAAGGCUUGGUUCUAAUAAACAUUGACCCCAAUGGGAAGGGCUGGAUCGACUGGGCGGCUUCUAAGCUUUCUGGACUUACCAGCUCACUUCCAGAUACAGUGCUGUCUCAUCUCUUUAGCCAGGAAGAACUGCUUAAUAACACAGAGCUUGUGCAGAACUACCGGCAGCAGAUCAGUAGCUGUGUGAACCAGAACAACUUGCAGCUAUUCUGGAACAUGUACAACAGUCGGAGAGAUUUAGAAAUGAACCGCCCUGGAACUGUCCCAAAUGCCAAGACUUUAAGGGCUCCUGUGAUGCUGGUUGUGGGAGAUAAUUCCCCAGCUGAAGACAGUGUGGUUGAAUGUAAUUCAAAACUGGACCCAACAAACACUACAUUCCUGAAGAUGGCUGACUCUGGUGGGCUUCCUCAAGUUACUCAGCCUGGAAAGCUGACAGAAGCAUUUAAAUAUUUCCUCCAAGGCAUGGGAUACAUUGCGUCCCUGAAGGAUCGGAGACAGAGUGCAAGUACUGCAGCAGUGCCCUCAGCCAGUAUGACACGCCUUGCUCGCUCCCGCACAGCUUCCCUCACCAGUGCCAGUUCAGUGGAUGGAGCUCGUCCCAGACCCUGUACCCAGUCAGAAAGCAGUGAUGGAAUUGGUCAGAUCAACCACACCAUGGAGGUGUCCUGCUGAACAUUGAGGUCGCACAUGUCCAAUGGUCCAUCCUCAAACCCAUUCAUUACCCAUUUCUUCUUUACUGGUUUGCUUCCUGUGUCCCUCCCCUUUAAACAGCGUCUGGCGUUUUUUGGGGAUCUAUAAUCUGAAUGACAAUUAUUCAUCUUACAUCUGGUCCUGUGUUUUUAGGGUUUAUUCCUGUGACUGGUUGUAAGACAGCACCUCAAUACUAGGCAGAGGUUUUGUAUGGAGGGAUGCUUUGCAGAUCUCUGGUAAUGUAGUGGUUAAGUGGUGCUCUGCAGAAGUCUUUUAGGCUCCAUGUUUAGCAAUGCUUUACAAAUCUUUGGUAGGAUAGAAGUUAGGAAAUGACCUACAGAUCAUGGACUAGUGGAUAUAUUAUGUAUUUUGUGCAUUUCUGUAAGAUUAAUGGCUAAGUUUAUAGAGUGCUGGUUAAGCAGUGCUUCUUAGAUCUUUGGCAUUGGCUAAAUGUUACAGAGCAAAUCACUUGCAGGGUAGAAGUUCAGAAAUGAUCUCCGGAUAUCUGGUCUUCAGAUCUCUAACAUGGUUUGAUGAGAGAUAAAAUUUCUUGUAAUACUCUACAUAGAAGUUAUUCAGAUAAGUGAUGCCUUGUUUGAACAUGACAACAAAAUAAUUAUUCCAGACUAUAGAGCAGUAAUAUGAAGGGAUAAGACUGAUAUGUAUAGCUCUCGAGUUAUGCAGCAAAUCAUAUAAUAAUGACCCACAACUUACCAAAUGAUAGAAUCUCAGUGAAGUACAAAUAUGUUUUGUGGAUAGUCAGUUGAUAGAAAAGUGAUCUCCAGUGGAUAAAUCAGUACUCUGAAGUGUCACAGGUAUACAAAAUGGUAUCAGUCUGUGGUGAGGAGCUGUGAUUUGCAGAUUUCCAGUUCCAGAUUCUGAAUGUCACAUAUAGAUUAUAGCUGUGGUUUCUCAGCAUUCAUUUGAUAGAGAUGAGAUCUGCAGUUCUCACCAGUGGUACUGAGUGUCUUUUAGCGUAUUAUAUAGAGAAGACAUUUCUAUCCUGGUACAACAGAUGUACAUAUUUGGGCAGAGAAGUGCUGCCCUAUAUAUCUCCUGGGCAAUACUGUUUAAGCAAAAUGUUCACGGUCAAUGGAAAGACAAUGUUUAGUUCAUUAGGAAUAAUAGCAGCAAGUCCUUCCAGACUCUUACACAGGCUGAGCACUGUUCUGGGCUUUUUAACAGGAAAGGAAAUUCACAUAAGCAAUGCACUUCUUGUCUCCUGCAUGCAAGGAGUUAAUGCUCUGCAGAGCUUUGGCAGGGAAAGAGUUACACAAGCAUAAUCACCUUUGCAGCCCUGUCCUGUCUUUCUCUCCCUUCAUGAUGUCAUUCCUCUGUGUGUUCUGCCAAACUAUAUACACAUAUUUCUUAAAAUACCUACUCAUAAACAUAUAGCCCUUGUUAUAUGUGCUCCAUUAAAUGUGUUCUGUAGAUUUUUUAUGUGAACUUUAAUGGAAUCCUGGUUCUUAUUUCUCCUGUCCCUGUGCACAGUGAAUCUGUAAACAUAUAUAAUAUCUAGAAAUAUCUUUGGUGUGUGCAUUGUGGCAGUUGAUGCUUCUAGUUGCAUUAAAGCCAUUGUUACAAAACUCCAUAACUUGAGGAGAAAUUACAAACAAUUUCAUGUGUUGGAAAAUAUGAAUAAAACUGUCAAAUCAGCUUUGUUUGCUACUUUAUUAUUUAUCACUGCACCAACAUAGCUGGUCCUAGAGGUUGCAGAUUGCAUGCACCUACUGUUCUAAAGGUCAUGGGAGGGGAUGUGCCUUCCUUCCAGGGGUAACUUGUGAAGCUCUUUAAUCAUAUUAAAUAUGGCUUUAAAUAAAUUAAAAAUUGAA
Molecule: messenger RNA, 3199 nt
Organism: Bombina bombina (fire-bellied toad)
Lineage: Eukaryota; Metazoa; Chordata; Amphibia; Anura; Bombinatoridae
Gene: NDRG4
Product: NDRG family member 4
Exons: 17
Coding region: 132-1349 (405 amino acids)
Biological process (GO): brain development; positive regulation of ERK1 and ERK2 cascade; signal transduction
Cellular component (GO): cytoplasm
Source: RefSeq, a predicted model, not a curated record